This is a messenger RNA of Cyphomyrmex costatus, 849 nucleotides long. Its product is annotated as neural cell adhesion molecule 2. Gene Ontology annotation, cellular component: neuron projection membrane. Gene Ontology annotation, biological process: synapse organization. The transcript has 5 exons. The record is from RefSeq and is a predicted model, not a curated record. Lineage: Eukaryota; Metazoa; Arthropoda; Insecta; Hymenoptera; Formicidae. The coding region runs from base 1 to 840 and encodes 279 amino acids.
AUGGCCCCGUUUCUAUUGAUCCUGCCGCUACUGGCAUCGCUGUGCUACCUGAUACUGCCGAUCGAAGGCGCAAUCGAACGAGGCGGCUCGACAAAAGAGACCGACCCAGUUGACCCUCGUGUGAGACCGAAAUUCAUCAAGGAUGUUUUAGCGCAAACCGGUGGAAACGCGCUGCUGCCCUGCCAAUUCAACAGUCCUGGAAUAGUAACGUGGAUCAGAAGAAAAGACAGACAACUGCUCACCGUGGGUAGAAGUACACAUUCUAUAGAUACGCGUUUCGUUGUCUCAAACGGUCCUGGCUGGAAUCUACUGAUUAAAAACGUCAAUCAUGAAGAUGCGGGUCUUUAUGAGUGUCAGAUUCAGACGGAACCAAUGCAGCAGCGAUUCAUACAAUUGAACAUCACGGAGGCGUAUUCGGUGAUACCGGGUGGGCCGGAUCUCCACGUGAAGCAGGGUUCCAGCCUGCGUUUGGAGUGCCAGUUGAUGGCAGCCGCAGAAUCGCCUAGCUACGUGUUCUGGUAUCGCGAGACGCGUAUGAUAAACUACGACAACGAGCCCGGCGUUCGAUUCGAGCUUAAGAGAAACGGCUCCGUGCUCGUCGUGGAGAAGGUGAAGCUAUCGCAUGGUGCGAAUUAUACAUGUUCGCCGAGCAACGCCAGGCCGGCUCACAUCGUGCUACAUGUCAUCGAAGAGGAAGAGAAACCGGCAGCUAUGCAUGGAGGCGAUCGGCGAAAUUCCACGGCGACUACGUCAACUAACACCGUACUGACUCUUAUGGUUCUCCUGAUUAUCGAAAAUGUAAGACGGUAUUUCCAGAUUUUCAUCUGCCAUGCCACGUGACUAUUGUAA